UUUACAUUACGCUGACUAGUUUGUGUAGUGCAAGCACGUUCCCAAGCCGGGUUGCGGUAAAAGUUCUACAAAUAAUCAUUAGAUUUAGUUAUAUUUUUUGUAUGGUUUCACGUUUUAGUUCACGUUCCGAACGAGUGAUAAAACUGGUCAACUGAAUGUUACCGACAACUAAAUCUAAAAACAGAGCUUUAGUAAGAGCUCAUUGACAGUGUCUAUCCUUGAGUUCAGCUUUUUGGAUAUUAAGUCUCCACAUAAGGAGCAAUUCACUAACAGUUUUCUAGGACAAGAGCUCCCUAUUGCCAUGGCAGGAAGGGGCCGUGGAAUAGCUGCAUUUACCUUCAACAUUGAGGCUCUGGGCAUCGGUAGAGGCAGCAUGCCCGAAGCCAGGGUGGGGCCCAGCCCGUUGUUUCCAACUACUGAAUUUAAACCAGUUCCACUGAAAGCUGGUGAAGAUGAAGAAUACAUGUUGGCUUUAAAACAGGAGAUGAGGGGAACGAUGCAACGGCUUCCACAUAACAUCAAAAUCAAGUCCAGCAAAACAGAAGUAGAGAAAUACACAGAAAGAUAUCUGAAGCAAAGCCAGAUGGAUGAUGAGGAAUGGACUCCAGACUGGAACCUCUUUCCAAAAGAACUGAAGCCCCAAAGUAAAAAACCUCAAACAAAAACAGGCACACAGAAGAAAAAUAUGAAGAAAUCCCGCAAAGCUGCAGUAGAUGUUUUGAAUAAAUUGGAUGAACUGGCUAAGAAAGAUGACACAAACCCAGAUAAAUCAGAUGAUGAGACUGAGAAGAAAAAAGACAAUGAGGAUGAGGAAGAAAUUGAAGAGGAAGAAUAUGAAGAGGAUAUUGAAGAGGACAAUGACUACAUCGAAAGCUAUUUUGACAACGGUGAAGAUUUUGCUGCAGAUAGUGACGAGAACAUGGAUGGUGAAGCAACAUACUGAAGAAAGCAUGCACUACUUAACAAUCGAGAGUUUAUUAUAAGGAAGGAACAAUGGUUAGCAGAGUG
This is a messenger RNA of Melanotaenia boesemani (Boeseman's rainbowfish), 1008 nucleotides long. It is a transcript of the gene polr3g, whose product is annotated as polymerase (RNA) III (DNA directed) polypeptide G. Gene Ontology annotation, biological process: transcription by RNA polymerase III. The coding region runs from base 302 to 943 and encodes 213 amino acids. The transcript is spliced from 8 exons. Gene Ontology annotation, cellular component: RNA polymerase III complex. The record is from RefSeq and is a predicted model, not a curated record. Lineage: Eukaryota; Metazoa; Chordata; Actinopteri; Atheriniformes; Melanotaeniidae.